CAGCACUGUGGGGGUGGGCACAGGUGGGUGGGCACUGGUGGGCACAGGUGGGUGGCACUGCUGGGCACAGGUGGGUGGCACUGCUGGGCACAGGUAGGUGGCACUGCAGAGUGGCACAGGUGGGUGCACUGCUGGGCACAGGUGGGUGAUCUGCUGGGCACAGGUGGGAGGAGCUAGUGGGCGCACUGCUGGGCACAGGUGGGCAGAACUUGCGGGGGUCACUGCUGGGCACCGAUUAUCAGGGCACUGAUCAUCACGUGUCAUUGGACACCGCUGAUCACGUGGAAAAGGCCGCUGUGAUUGGC
This is a messenger RNA of Staurois parvus, 305 nucleotides long. The record is from the annotation of a GenBank genome assembly. NCBI's taxonomy places the organism in Eukaryota, Metazoa, Chordata, Amphibia, Anura, Ranidae.